AUGACACAGCAGAUGCAGAACCUGCAGCUCUCCAACCCCAGGAAAAACUGCAGCCCAGCAUCACCAAAUGCAGCCAAGCGCCUGUAUCGCAAUCUCUCCGACAAGCUUAAAGGAAGCCAAACAUCCUUCGAUGAAGCUUUCCUGACAGCAAAGAGUGACAAGGAUAGACUGAGGAAGUCAUCACUGUACUUGCAGUGUAAUGAGGCCCUCUUCGACGCUGUUGAGCAGCAGGACUUUGAUGCUGUGCAGCUGCUGCUCAGUCAGUACAGCUUGGAUGAGCUGAAUCUGAACACUCCCAAUGUGAAGGGGCUACUGCCAUUGGAUAUCGCCAUUAUGACCAACAACACUGGUGUCGCUCGGACCCUCUUGAAGGCUGGAGCCAAGGAGAGCCCGCAUUUUGUUAAUGUGGAGACCAGAGCCGUGCACCUGACUAAUCUCAUACAGGAGGCAGAGGACCAAAUGAAUCAUCUGUGCUCAGAGGAUGGAAGUGAUGGACUCAGCCAUGAAAACACAAAGAAGGAGAAACAACUGAGAGCCUGGGAGUGGAGAUACAAACUGUACAAACAGAUGAAAACAGAGUUUGAAUAUGCAGUGGUCCCAGGCUCUCCCACUAACGUCUCUCUCAGUGUAACGAGCACUACUUCACUGACCGUCACCUUUCAUGAGCCACUGAGUAUGAACUCUGGUCUGGUCACCAGAUACAAAGUUGAAUGGAGCAGUUUGAUGGAUUUCUCUGCAGAGUGUGGGGAGAUCACACUAGAGGAUGUCAGCUCCCUGAGAUAUACAAUCCCAGGUCUUGUUAUGGGUCGAGCUUAUUAUGUGCGAGUAUCAGCGGCCAAUAUGAAGGGCUGGGGUCCCCCACAGACUGCCUGUCCAGCAUUUGCUAUUCCUUCCAAUUGGAAAGAGUUUGAUGGAAGGGAGGCCAGAUACAGAGAUCAAACUGAGGUGUUGGAAUGCUUGUUGAAGCAGGUGCGAGUGGAACACCAGAGUUACAAUGCCAAAGAUGGUUCCAGACCAAAAAAUAGCUCUGGCGUUGUUCUGCUGGGAAAUGAAGGCCGCUUGGCUUUGUUCCAGGAGGUCAGUUAUCUCAGCAUCAUUUUCAUCGAACCAGUCCUGGUGACAACGAUGCUCGAAUCCAAUGGUCUGGACACAGGAACCCAUGAGGACUUCACCAAGGAAAAGAUCACAGAAAACUUCAUCUUCACAGAGAUGGCUUUCCCAUCCGGAAUAGGAUCUUGGAUGCGAAGCCAGAACUCUCCAAUUGUAAAACUGAAAGACUCAUGA
This is a messenger RNA of Carcharodon carcharias (great white shark), 1284 nucleotides long. Its product is annotated as ankyrin repeat and fibronectin type-III domain-containing protein 1-like. The transcript has 10 exons. Gene Ontology annotation, molecular function: protein binding. The record is from RefSeq and is a predicted model, not a curated record. Gene Ontology annotation, cellular component: spindle. Gene Ontology annotation, biological process: establishment of mitotic spindle orientation; regulation of establishment of bipolar cell polarity. Bases 1 to 1284 code for a protein of 427 amino acids. NCBI's taxonomy places the organism in Eukaryota, Metazoa, Chordata, Chondrichthyes, Lamniformes, Lamnidae.